Neoarthrinium moseri is the source of this 1332-nucleotide messenger RNA. RefSeq lists its product as uncharacterized. The record is from RefSeq and is a predicted model, not a curated record. The coding region runs from base 1 to 1332 and encodes 443 amino acids. The transcript is spliced from 3 exons. Lineage: Eukaryota; Fungi; Ascomycota; Sordariomycetes; Amphisphaeriales; Apiosporaceae.
AUGCACUACAAGAUCUACGUGGCUGUUUUCGCUACGAUAGCCGUGUCUAGCAUCGCUGCUAGUCCAAUUCCGCCACCCGAUGACCAAUUCGGCCUCUGUGUCGAGCCAAUCGAGCCCGCACAACUGUCUCAGGCCCAGCGAGACACUCUUCAGGGAAAAGGAACCAACGGCGCCUCGGACUGGACCCAUUCACCGUGCGGUCAUGCUAUCCCCAGGGCUGUCGAGACCAGGGACCUGCCCAAAGAGGAUCUGCUGGAGGUGGCACUGGAGGAGGGUCCGUUGGAGGCACUGGGGGUUCAGGUGGUGGAGGAUCCGCUGGAGGUGGUACGGGAGGUGGUGCCGUUGGAGGAACCGGCGGAGCAUCUGACGGUGGAUCCGCCGGAGGAGGUACCGGAGGAGGGUCUGUCGGAGGCACCGGCGCAGGUAAUGGCGGAUCCGCUGGAGGCGGAACUGGAGGGGGUGCUGUCGGAGGCACAGGAGGAGGGGGGGGGAGGAGGUUCCGCCGGAGGUGGUACGGGAGGCGGGUCUGCUGGAGGAGCCGGAGGAGGUUCCGCUGGAGGAGGCACAGGAGGGGGUGCUGUUGGAGGAGCUGGGGGAGGAUCUGCGGGAGGUGGUACUGGGGGAGGGUCCGCUGGGGGGUCCGGAGGAGGCUCCGCCGGAGGUGGCACUGGGGGAGGUGCUGUUGGAGGAUCCAAACGGGGCUGGUCCGAUUUUCCAGACAAGUCUAUCGUCCGUAAACAAAGCGCUGGAGGAGGCUCAGCUGGAGGAGGCACCGGGGGAGGGUCAGUUGGAGGUACUGGAGGUGAAGGUGGAGGCGGUUCUGCUGGUGGAGGCACUGGCGGAGGAUCUGCUGGUGGAAACGGAGGAGGUGAUGGAGGCGGUUCUGCUGGAGGUGGCACUGGAGGUGGUUCUGCUGGAGGAACUGGCGGAGGUAAUGGUGGAGGUUCAGCUGGUGGAGGCACCGGGGGAGGGGCUGCUGGAGGCUCCGGCGGUGGUAACGGUGGAGGCUCUGUUGGAGGGGGCUCUGGGGGAGGUGCUGCUGAUGGCUCGGGAGGAGGCAAUGGAGGAGGAUCUGUUGGGGGAGGUACCGGAGGAGGUGGUGCUGGCGGCUCGGGCGGAGGUAAUGGAGGAGGAUCUGUUGGGGGCGGCGCCGGUGGCUCUGGUGGAGGUAGCGGUGGAGGUGCUGUCGGUGGGAAUGCUGGCGGAGGAGGUUCUGCGGGAGGAAGCUCUGGGAGCUCUGCGCCUGCGAGUAUCAGCAACCCCAGCGUGAGCCUCAACGUUCUUAAUGAUCUUGAUCUAGCUGACCUGCUUGAUCUAGGAGGCCUAGCUUGA